AUGCAGAUCCACGUUGCAGUGGCAAGGUUAUGUGUGAAAUACCAUUGGUUUCUAACUGGUACUCCAGUCCAGAAUCAAAGCCUGGAUAUAUUGGGACCAUUGAAUAUCCUCUGGCCCGAGAUCAGGAAGGGCGCCUACCUCACCAAAGAACGGAUUAGGUGGCUUGGAACUCUAAAAGGUACUUACCAAGACUUCAAUCUUCUACUAGAGCCAGAUGGCAGCCGUCUUAUUGUUCGUGUCAAAGAUAUACCAGAGAACUUGAGGACUCUCCACAGAGCCAUCAUCUAA
Molecule: messenger RNA, 288 nt
Organism: Pseudogymnoascus destructans
Lineage: Eukaryota; Fungi; Ascomycota; Leotiomycetes; Thelebolales; Thelebolaceae
Exons: 2
Coding region: 1-288 (95 amino acids)
Source: RefSeq, a predicted model, not a curated record